UCUUAACAAUCCAUGCAGAGACUCAUCCCCCCCUCAUUGCUUGAUAUCGAAAACGAUUCUACGGAAAGAAAUAGGCGAGAGGCACUCUGAAGAAUUAACUGCAAUUCUUCCCCCCCUCCCUCUUCCUCCCUCUCUCCGUCCGGUGUUCAUACGCGGCCGCCAUGGUCUCGCGAAAGCGCACCCGCUCCGAGCUGGACGCGGUCUCUGCGCCACAUGCGAAGCGCGAGGAGGAAAGCGAAGAUGGCGAUAAAGAGCCCGGCUUGCUUGAGCGUCUGCGCAACUGCUGGGAAUUCGCAAAUCUCAUGCAGUAUAUUACGCUCUUUGGGCGGAUCAUGAAGAUCGACGAGGAUUUUGAGAUUGAUGAUCUGGAAGACGAGUGCAUGAAACCUGGUCACUCGGAAAAGUUGCUAGAGAUCGGUUUGUGUCUGCUGAAAUGGGUUUCGUCGCAUCGCGGUCUGAACUCCGACAACUUUGACGAAUAUACCCGCCGUCAAUACAAUGCCAAAGCUCCCCAUCUGGAGAACCCCUUCGGCCACGACGAGACACCCAAGCGGUUCUGUGACUUUGACAUCUUCCUCAAACUGCGCGUGCUGCACCAGCUGUCCGUGUGGACGUUCUGGAACGCAGACCGGAUUCGUGAAAAGAUGCCGGAACAGAGAGAAUGGGACCAGACACAAUGGCGCAUCGAGGAACUAGGUUACGAUCGCCACGGCCGGUAUUAUUACGUGCUGGAUGAUAACCGUCUCUACCGCCGCACUGAACCUCCUAUCCCUCCUCCCAAACCGUCGAAGCCGAAGAAGAACAGCAGAAGUGCUCGUGCCGCGCGAGCGUCGAAACGGAGGAGGUUGACGGGCGGUGUGGCUGCCGCCGACGACGAGGGGGAAGAUGCCGGCGCAGAUGCCGAUGGCAAGGAGCAGUCGCCCGGCGACUCGUACGAGAUCCAAUGGGAGUGCAUUGCCAUCACGCGCCCGGAAUACCAGGACUUCGUCGACUCCAUUCAGAAGACCAAGGAUGCGGAUGAGAAGAUCCUGCGGGACCGGCUGGUCAAGCAAGUCAUGCCGGUCAUCGAAAAAGCCGACGAAGCCCAGGAACGGAAGCGGGUCAAGCGCGAAAAGGAGCUGCUGAACCUGCAGCUGCUCGCCGGUGCGAAGCGGUCCAGUCGUAUCGCGCAAAAGACAGAGAAAGAGCGCCAUGAUCGCGAAGCCGCCGAAGCCGCCCGCAAACACGAUCUGGAUCUCGCCGUCGCGCGCAAGGAGCAGGACGCCCUUCAGCAUAUGGAAAGGGAGCGACAGUCGCGCAUCAUGACACGCGAACGCCGCAUCAAGGACCGCGAGCAGAAGCGUCUCCUGCACGAGGCCGAGCUGGCUAAGAUCGCCGAGGAGCAAGAGAAGCUGGAUCGCGGCGAAAGUCGUGUCUCCCAGCGCCAACUCAAGGCCGAAUUGGAAAAACAGAAGAAAAGCCUUGAAGAGCUCUCCCAGGAAGAUCAGUGGACAUUCGAUUGCUCGGGCUGCGGCGUCCACGGUGAGAAUCUUGACGAUGGUUCGCAUAGUGUUGCUUGUGAGAAAUGCAGCGUCUGGCAGCACAGCAAAUGUCUCGGAAUCGCCCAGAGCGAGGCUGAACGUGAUGACUUCCAUUUCAUCUGCGCAGACUGUAAACGACGAGAGGAGGAGGCGAAACUGCCCAAAAUCCCUCCCCUCAAGUUCCGCGUCGGUGCUUCCUCGUCACCACCGUCCAAGACCAUCCCGUCCGAUGGUCCAAUGUCUCCCUUGAAAAAGAAAUCCGAACCUACGAUGACGACCGGGGGAUCUCCUCGCCCUACGAAUCUGGUCUCGCAGCCAUUCCAUCUUCCUCCCGUUUCCCCCGAGCGUCGUCCGCACUCGCAGCAUGUCCUGACGAGUCCUCGAGCGCCUUUCUCGCCCCUGAAGAGUGCCAACGGCUUGCAUUCACACCACCAGUCUCCGAAACCGCUGUUCUCUAAUACGCAGCCCCCUCUUCCGCCGUUGCCUCAAAACGGCUCAUUCUACUCCCAGCGGCCCUCAUCUUCCCACUCAGUGCACAGCCCCCGGAUCAUGUCGCCCAUCCAGAACACCCCUUCGAUGUCCCCGACCCAGGGUAAUCACGACGUCGGUCCCCUUGCGGGAUUCCCCCCUCAGGCAGCCUCGGCCAAUGGAGCAUCAAGGCCGUGGACCCCAUACGGGCAGCAGCAGCAGCAGCAGCCGCAUCAUCAUGAUCCUCAUUAUCAUAACCAUCAGAACCCACACCCUGAGGCCACAGGCCUCCCACCCGUCUCCUCUAUUCACAGCAGUUACAACUACACCUCCUCGUUCUCAGCGACCGCUACACCCAGCGGAGGACUUCAUCAUCCACGCUCCUCCCCGCCUCAGAGUUCACACGGGCUACCCUCUUCAGGGAUCAGUCCUGUGAAGAAUUCGCCUCGUCCGGUGACCGCGGGUGGGCUCAUUGGUGCUCCCGUUCUCCCACCCAUCCAGCGCCUGGAGCCCAGCCCCAAACUGAUGGGCCGCAGCUCGCCGGAUGCGCCGAUUCCGCCGCCCGUCAAGUGCAUGACCCCGGAGCAGGAGGAACGCCGACAGCGCGAGAACGCGUUGAUGUUCCAGAACCAACCCAUGUCCUCGCCAUCGUUGAAUCGCCUUCCCCCGUUAGGACCGUCGGCAUUGAGCCAGUCUCAUGAGGGGCGUAAUCGACCGGAAUGAUUCCACCAGAUGACUAUCGGUAGGUAUCUUGCCUGGAUUACUUGAUACUGGGCUAUGAGGGCUGAUGAAUGUUCUUGGUUUUUGGUUGCUUCUUUUGCUUCUUGUACGCUGAAUUACUUACUACAUUGGUAUCCCCCCUGGCAUGGCAUGGACACUGGACGCGGGGAGUUGGUCACGGUCACAUGUAUUCUAUUAGACUAGAAUUGAUAAUGAUUUUAUACAGAG
Molecule: messenger RNA, 2936 nt
Organism: Penicilliopsis zonata CBS 506.65
Lineage: Eukaryota; Fungi; Ascomycota; Eurotiomycetes; Eurotiales; Aspergillaceae
Exons: 5
Coding region: 162-2711 (849 amino acids)
Biological process (GO): regulation of DNA-templated transcription
Cellular component (GO): RSF complex
Source: RefSeq, a predicted model, not a curated record